Molecule: messenger RNA, 3723 nt
Organism: Bipolaris oryzae ATCC 44560
Lineage: Eukaryota; Fungi; Ascomycota; Dothideomycetes; Pleosporales; Pleosporaceae
Exons: 6
Coding region: 1-3723 (1240 amino acids)
Biological process (GO): regulation of proteasomal protein catabolic process; proteasome-mediated ubiquitin-dependent protein catabolic process; protein deubiquitination
Molecular function (GO): proteasome binding; cysteine-type deubiquitinase activity
Source: RefSeq, a predicted model, not a curated record
AUGGCGCCCGGCAAGACAGCGCCACGGCUCCUCCAGGACCUCUUCACAUACGACCCCCGCCAUGAAGAGCGCGCCGGCCGCAACCUGUUGACCAGCCCCCCGCCGCAGCACGAUGCAAAUGCUCCAGCCGUCGCCGCCGUGCCCUUUAGGAACUGCAGGCACAACUUCUUCACAAAGGACAAGCAGUCCAUCCCCGUCGAGCCAGGGCGCGAGCCAGACACCGACACCGUCUACAAGGUUGCCGCCUACUGCCAAAAGUGCCGUUGGCAUGUUGAUGUCGUUGCCGACCACCGCAACAAUGAUGGCAGGAGCAAGUGGUGCGGCAGAGGGAACACAGACUAUGCUUUGCACCACUUUCUCUACCAGGGCCAGGAGGGCUCCAACGGCAUCAACGGCCUCGAAGCUCAACUGCCGUCUCGCACCUACUCCUUCCGCUGCUCAGCACCUCAGUGCUCACUCCACGUCCGCAUCGGCUUGAGGCCACCAAUCUUUUCCGAACAUGACAUUGAGACUCUGACCAACCAGGCCAAACUGAGGAAGAGAUGGGAGGUUGCGCAGCACUUGGCGGGUGAUCGAGCCGACCCAGUCAUGGCCCGUAGAGUCGAUGCCCCCGACUACCUCAACACAUAUCUGCAAGACUCGCUCAACCCUUCAAAGGGCAAGGCGCGCAUUCCCCUGUUCAACAAGAAGUUUCUCAAAACCUUUGGCCGCGAUUGCGACUCUAUCCUGAGGCGUUUGGGGUUCGAGAAUCGGCAAGAAGAAGACGACGAGGGCACCUUGAUAGAAGCCUGGUACCUCCCCAGACCAGAGAACACUGCCCAUCCUCUCGAAUACACCCUGCGGACCAAGAUUGAAGAUGCUCGCUACGAGCUCAACACCAUAAUACUAAGCGUGCCAGAAAAUGAACGUGCAAACUGCAGACACCAACCCAUGCACCCCUUGCCCUCGCGGGACGAGCUCGAGAGAGUGCUGGCUUGUGCAGAUUAUGCAAAGGCAAAGGGCCGCGAAACCCGCAGCACAAGCCAUGAAGAGGAUCACCCCUAUUAUGCUAGCUUAGGCGCUUUGGCUGACUUUGACGACUCACUGAUUCUUUUUGCUUUCUCUCGUCAAGUUGCUGUAGACAUUGAUAACAAAGACUAUUAUUUUGAAUGCUUGCAGGAUCUCGCCGCAGGUCGCCAAAGUGAGACGCUUGGGGUUCAGGUAGCCCUGUUGGCCUCUCAAGGACUCAUUAGCAAGCGGGACGCCCAACGUGCAUAUCAGUACUUUGGCAUCAAUCCGGCGCAUGCGAGCGUCAUUGGGGACGAGCACAUUAUUGGUUCAUUCAAAUCUCGAUUAUCGGAUAUCAGCCCUCUGCAAGCCGAGGAAGCACGAAAGCAGUUGCGGGUUCUCGGAGAUGUGCGCGAUAGUGAGAGGAUAAGAGCAGAAGCAGCAGGGUCUAUUGAAACUUACGACCAAGCCAUGGCAUGGUUUGAGCUUGACCCUACCACAGCAGAUGACUUUGUUCAGACCAUGUACUCACUAAAGACUCAAGACAAUCCAGCAGAGGUGGAAACCGCACAAAAAGCACUACAGAUUAUAGCGGAUCAUCGACAAAGCGAAAGACUACAUCACUUCCUCAAGUUCGGCACCAUGUCCGAACCCGAAAUGGACCUAGGGGAUGCCUACGCUCACUUCCAAAUUUCUGAUCGAAGUGUUGCGCUCGAUCCAGCUGUGCUAGAUUCUCUGCUCAGCACCUACGAGCUUGGCACAAGUGAGAGGGCGAGAAUGGAGAAAGCGCAUGCACUCAUCCAGCAAGACCAGACUCAGAGAUUCGGCAACCGCCCUGCCAACGCUCCCAUGCCUGUAGUGCGGCGCAACAACUAUCCUCUCGAAUCAUGGCCCGUCGGUCUCCGCAACAUUGGCAACACAUGCUAUCUGAAUAGCGUACUUCAAUUCCUGUUCACCAUCAAACCCUUACGGGACCUUAUCCUCAACUGUGAGGAUCACCUACAAGAUCCCUCUCCGGAGGCUCUGAAAGACAAGAAGGUUGGACGUAUGGCAGUCACUCCGGAAAGGGUGUUGACUGCGCAGAAAUUCGUUCGUGAGUUACGGGCCUUCUUCGAGCGGAUGAUCAAGGCACCCACAGACACUGUGCAACCUGAAAUCGACCUAGCUUCACUUGCACUAUGCAAGUCAGACAUUUCCGAGGAAGCAGAGAUACAGGAUUCAGAUGUCGUUCCAGGCAUAGGUCUCGGUACCAUUGAUGGAGCAGUAGUCAGCGGCCCUAUGCUGCCACCCGCUGAGGGUCAGCUGAUUCCCGUCGAACUACCGGCCGGAUCCAUGGCCGACAAGAAAGAGACCAAUUCCACGGACACUGUUAUGGAUAACACCGAAACUCCGGUAAUCAAUCUCCUGGACUCGGAUAUGAAGGACGACGCCCCCAGCCAUGAGAAUGGCUCAACAAAAGAAGGUGGGAAUGAUGUUCCUGCACCGCCAACACGGCCACCUCCAGUCCCACCACGAGCAGAUCCUAAACCCGCUCCAAAACCUACUGUUCAGUCAAGCACGAAAAUCGGCAGAAUUGAGGAGAGUGCUCGACAGCAGGACGCAGCAGAGGUCAUGGCGAACAUCUUUGAUUUGAUAUCCUGUGCAAUCACCGGUGAUAGCGUAUUGCGAGAAGGCGAGCAAGGAGAUGCUAUCAAGAAGCUCUUCUUUGGCGACGUUACGACCGUCAUGGAAAAGCCAGACGGAGUUCAGAAAAACCAAGAGCUCCGAGACCAUUUCCUUGUUGCUACUGGUCGCCGUGACCGCUCACUCUAUGCUACUCUGGACGAGGAUUUCGGUCUCGGCGAAAUUGAAAGCGAUGGUGGUACGAGGUAUGAUUACGUUGAACAGGCCGCGCCCAUCCAGAUCAUCAACGUAAAGCGGUUGCAGUACGAAAAGGGCCAACCGGUGUACGACCACUCACAUAUUGGUCUUGAAAAGACCAUGUAUCUCGACCGUUACUUGGCAAGAACGCCAACGCUAGACGAGUCACAGUUGUUGGAACUCCGCAAAGCGCAAUGGGCAAAGCAGAAGCAGCUACGAGAGCUGGAUGCAAAGCGAACAAAACUGCAAACUAGUGGGAUCGAGGGCAUGAACCUACCGGAGUGCCUUGACGCUACUAGUGAUUUCAUCCAGAGCUUGUCUUCAGACAAUUCCGAAGACCAGGACCAGCUAGGUAGCCUGCUAACACCUCCCCCAGAGCUCUCGGACACUCUCCAUAAACGUGCCUCUGAUUACGCACUGGAACUUUCGGGUAUUGAUGAGCAGAGGACGACGCUGGAAUCGGAGAUCAACAACGUCUUUCGUGACUGCACCUCGGUCCCAUACCGACUACAUGCCGUGUUUGUACAUCGUGGCGAUGUCAAGGGCGGACAUUACUGGAUCUACAUUUACGAUUUUCAGAACAAGGAAUGGCGAAGCUACAAUGAUGAUCGAGUGGAAAAGGUUGAAGAUGAAAGUGCGGUCUUGGAGAAAGAAGAAGGCAAGAGGCCAAAGGUCAGUACUGGUGUAGUAUAUGUCCGGGCAGACCUGGCAGAACAGUACACCGAGGCUGUUUGUCGACAUCCUGAGCAACCCAAUGUGGAGAAAAAAGACAUUGAGAUGAAGGACGUGGCCGACGACGCGGAUGAUGAGUUGCCAGACUUGGAGCCUGUAGACGCGGCAAACGCGCCAGUCAUUGAGGGUGUGGAGAAGGUGUGA